AUGAACACUCCAGCCGUCGCCUGCCUUCCUCUUCGCCAUCUCUACCAUUGCCGGAUGUCGGUUUGCCGAGAAGGACCGCUGAGAUCGACGCCACCAUUGGAAAGAUCCAGUCGAAGGUUCGUGGUUGGAUCUCAAGACGGACAUCACCUUUGCGGGGCCAUUUCACCAAGUGUAGCUGCUGCCACUUCGCUUCUACGAUCUCCCCAGCCACCGUUGCAUCCCCGGGGUCUGAUUGCCACCUUUUGGCCACCGCUACUUCAUUGUCGAGGUCACAGAUUGUCGGGGGAGCACCAGAAUAUUCCGGCAUCGUGUGCUCUAAGCCACCAAGCGAACAUUGAGCGUCCACCAGCCUCCUUCCCCUUCCCCUUCUUAGGCCGCGCUAUUGUCACCAUCUCGAAGCUUCUGCCGUCGCUACCAUGUGCCACCUGGUGGUUGUGGGUGUGUUCAUGGGUGAAUGUUCGUGUGAAAUUGUUGCUACCGGUUUCAAUCGGGUGUGUAUGUGUGUUUCCGGUCUUGGGAGUGUUGUGUGUGAUCUAUUGUUGGCCGGAAAGCCUAGGGCCACCACUACCACCACCAUGA
This is a messenger RNA of Lactuca saligna, 579 nucleotides long. The record is from the annotation of a GenBank genome assembly. Lineage: Eukaryota; Viridiplantae; Streptophyta; Magnoliopsida; Asterales; Asteraceae.